Ziziphus jujuba (common jujube) is the source of this 1223-nucleotide messenger RNA. RefSeq lists its product as uncharacterized. Gene Ontology annotation, molecular function: lipid binding. The coding region runs from base 78 to 971 and encodes 297 amino acids. Lineage: Eukaryota; Viridiplantae; Streptophyta; Magnoliopsida; Rosales; Rhamnaceae. The record is from RefSeq and is a predicted model, not a curated record. The transcript has 6 exons. Gene Ontology annotation, biological process: ubiquinone biosynthetic process. Gene Ontology annotation, cellular component: mitochondrial inner membrane.
UACAGUGAGCCCUUGGCAAUUAGCUGACGGCUGAUUCUUUCUCCCUUCUCUAGUUUUCCAAGUAACGACUUUACGCAAUGUAUCGCACAGCGGCGAAGCGACUGUUCCUCGGAGUUUCGUCCGGUAGCUGUAGCAAAGCUCCUGUGCGAUUCCCUAAUCUCCGAUGCCUUACCAAGUCCGUAAACUCUGAGUCAUUCGCCAACCAGAGCUCCAAUCAACACCAAAACCCACUUGCCCCUGAUUAUUCAGAUUCCACAUCGUCGUCGACUUCAUCAAAUUCAUCAACGGCCGAAGAAGCCCGGCACCAUCAGAGGCCCAGAGUGGAAUACCAAGAAGAGCAAGCUCGAGUGCUUGGGGCCUCAGUGCCUCACGUGCUAAAGUUGGGUUGGACCGAAGCUGCAAUGAUUGCAGGUGCGAGGGAUGCUGGUGUGUCUCCGGCUAUAAUUGGAUCAUUUCCCAGGAGAGAAGCCGCAUUGGUUGAGUUUUUCAUGGACGAGUGCUUACAGAGGCUUAUUGAUAGAAUUGAUUCUGGAGAAGACCUGAAAAGUUUGAUUCCUAGUGAGCGUAUCUCCAAGCUUAUCAGAUUUCGCUUAGAAACGCAAGCUCCCUUUAUAUCCAAAUGGCCUCAAGCUCUUAGUAUUCAGGCACAACCGGCGAACGUUCCUACUAGUUUUAAGCAGCGGGCAGUGCUUAUUGAUGAGAUCUGUCAUGCUGCUGGUGAUGAGGCCUCUGACAUCGAUUGGUAUGUGAAGCGAACUGUUAUAGGAGGAAUAUACUCCACAACUGAGAUUUACAUGCUUACUGAUAAUUCUCCAGAUUUCCGUGAUACUUGGGCAUUCUUGGGUGGACGUGUGAAAGAUGCUUUUGAUUUGAAGAAAUCAGUUCAAGAGGCAAAAUACUUGGCAGAAGCUGUUGGAGCGGGAAUAGGGAGUUCUGUGCAAGGAUUUGUGAAGAGAGCUUUUCAAGGAUGAACUCUAAAACGAGUACCAAACGUGGGUUCUCUAGUCAUUUGAUGCCAGUUUCAUUGUUACCACUUGCAAGAGUUGCACAUCUAAUUGAAUAUCGAGGUGAUGCUGUUUAUGCUGGUGAUUCUUUUUGAUUUUGAUGAUCCUUCAAAUUGUAGUAAACUUUUCCGUUGUUAGUAUUCUUUGUCAACUGGGACUUAUAAUCUAAAUCUUUCGGAGCGUAGGGUUAAGACCUUGGUAUUUCUUCUUACAUCUUUA